This is a messenger RNA of Limanda limanda (common dab), 1746 nucleotides long. RefSeq names its product epiphycan (gene epyc). Bases 1 to 1746 code for a protein of 581 amino acids. Gene Ontology annotation, molecular function: protein binding. NCBI's taxonomy places the organism in Eukaryota, Metazoa, Chordata, Actinopteri, Pleuronectiformes, Pleuronectidae. The transcript has 10 exons. The record is from RefSeq and is a predicted model, not a curated record.
AUGCUCAUGCGGCUCGUGUUGGGACUCUUCGUCCUCAAAGCGGUGGUGGCCAGCCCCAGAUUUUCCCGACAAGUGGACUUGGACUCAUACGACGGCGCCAACUACGAUGUGGAUCUAGACAAUUUAAAUUUGGAGAACCCGGAUAUCUACGACUACGAAGAUGGACUGACAAUUGAUGAUCCUCUGAUAGAGAUUGGAACGCUGGCCCCACCUGACUACAACUACCCCGUACCUGAGGCCUCGCUGGAGGAGCAGACAGAGGAGGAGGAGGAGGAGGAGGAAGAGUUGCCCCUAACACCCCAGCUCAUCCCUCAGGGUUCAGGGGGGUCCGGGGUCCUCAUGGGCCCAGACACACAGAAAGAGGUGGAGCUGCGUCUGACGCCCAUUGACAUCCUUCAUGUCUCCGGGUCUGGGGCCUCUGGAGCUUCUGGGGCCUCUGGGUCUGGGGGUUCAGGAGAUCCACUGGUCUCUGGCUCCUCUGGGGGCUCAGGUGACAUUGUUCUGAUCUCCGGAGCCUCCGAGGAGCUGCUGGGCUCCGGGGGGUCUGGAGAGUUCUUGUUAUCUGGGGACAUCUUGAUAUCUGGGGAUUUCUCGGGAUCUGGGGAUUUCUCGGGAUCUGGGGAUCUCUCAGGGUCUGGGGUGGGAUCCGCAACCUCUGGAGCCUCUGGAGACAUUGGCUCUGGAGGUUCUGGGAUUUCAAUUGAACUCACACUGGGCUCUGGAGGGUCCGGGGACCAGUCCGGUUCUGGGUUCUCUGGUGAUCUCUUCAUCUCAGGGGCCUCCGGAAGCUCUGGGGUUUCUGGGGACUCUGGUGAGUCUGGGGACCUUGGAAUAACUUUAUUAUCUGGAGAGGAGGAGCUGCCCCUCAUUCCCGACACUAUACCCCAAGAGGCAUCGGGUGCUUCUGGGGAUUUCUCAGGAGCUUCAGGAAUCUCAGGGGCCUCAGGGGAUACUGGAGUCCCCGAGGUUGUUCUGGUCCCUGACAUUGACGAAGAGGAGGGGCUGCUUCUCACUACACCAGAAACCCCUCAGGAGGGUACUGGCGGUGUAGAAGGGUCAGUGAGCUCUGGAUUGCCAGAACCCGACGAGCCAGAUGAGCCUGUGGUUGACAGACGAGGUAUGCCCACUUGCUUGCUGUGCACGUGCCUCGGCGGUUCGGUCUACUGUGAUGACUUGAAGCUGGACAGCGUUCCACCUUUGCCCAAAGACACCACUCACUUCUAUGCGCGCUACAACAGAAUCACCAAGAUCAACAAGUCCGACUUCGCCUCCAUGAAUAAGCUGAAGAAAAUCGACUUAACCGCCAACGAGAUAACCAGUAUCGACGACAAGGCGUUUAUGGGUCUGCCCAACCUGGAGGAGCUGGUGAUCCGAGAAAAUCACAUCUCACAGCUGCCUGCGCUCCCCGAGACCAUGACCCUGAUCGAUGCCAGUCACAACAACAUCGGCACCAAGGGUCUGCACAGAGAGGCGUUCAAGGAUAUGACCGGCCUGCUGUACCUGUACAUCACAGACAACCACAUCGACUACGUGCCUGUGCCCCUGCCAGACAGCCUGCGAUCCCUACACCUACAGCGCAACAAUAUUCAAAUGAUGCACGGGGACACGUUCUGCAACCUGAAAGAUUUCAACUACAUCAGGAACGCGCUGGAGGACAUCCGUCUGGAUGGCAACCCCAUCAACCUCAGCAGGACCCCGCAGGCCUACGUCUGCCUGCCCCGCAUACCCAUCGGGGAUCUCAUUUAA